This is a messenger RNA of Porites lobata, 567 nucleotides long. NCBI's taxonomy places the organism in Eukaryota, Metazoa, Cnidaria, Anthozoa, Scleractinia, Poritidae. The record is from the annotation of a GenBank genome assembly.
AUGGAAAUAACUAAAAACAGUAAAAAGACUGACAACAUUAUUGCUUAUUUGACUGUUGUUAAAGCAUAUGCCAUUCCUCACAGUUUAUUUGUUUUUGCCUCAUUUCUUGGUGUUUUCGCGAUAACUGUUGACAGAUUCUUGGCCAUUCAUCUUCACAAUCUCAGAUACCAGAAACUUGUGACUCACAAACGGGUAGUUGCUGUAGUGAUCUCAUUCUGGGAGUUCAGUGUAAUUGCUUGCUUCUGGUAUGAAUUGAUAAGUGUUUUGUCCGUGAUGUCAGUUGUUUGUAUCAUAACUACAGGAUUGCUUUAUUGCAAGAUAUACGCAGCCGAAAGACACCACACAAACCAGAUUCGCGCUCUGCAAGUACCUGAACAAGUAGAUCAGAAUGGAGACAUGGCAAAUACCGCAAGGCUGAGAAAAACUGCCGUUGCUACAUUUUACAUGUAUAUCUUGUUUUUAAUUUUUCAUAUUUAUAGUUUGUUCAAAAAAUAUAUAAACUCGUGUAAUGCUAAGCUGCGAAGGCAACGCCGGAGAACGGUGAAAAACAACAAUAGGUCUAAUUAG